GCCACCACAAACCCUCCUCCAAGUGGCCCUUUGAUUUUCUUACUUUGAGAAAACGACUUUCGAAACUUUUCGCUGCCAGUCGACGAUCUUUUGAGAAAGCCCCCAACAACAAGAUGGCGCCUCGUUCUUACUCGAAGACCGCUAAGGUCCCCCGUCGCCCUUUCGAGGCCGCUCGUUUGGACUCCGAGUUGAAGCUCGUUGGCGAGUAUGGUCUUCGCAACAAGCGUGAGGUCUGGCGUGUGCUCUUGACCCUCUCCAAGAUCCGUCGUGCUGCCCGUCAGCUUCUUACCCUCGACGAGAAGGACCCCAAGCGUCUUUUCGAAGGCAAUGCCCUCAUUCGCCGUCUCGUUCGCGUCGGUGUCCUUGACGAGUCCCGCAUGAAGCUCGAUUACGUCCUUGCCCUCAAGGCUGAGGAUUUCCUUGAGCGUCGUCUCCAGACCUGCGUCUACAAGCUCGGCCUCGCCAAGUCCAUCCACCACGCUCGUGUCCUCAUCCGCCAGCGCCACAUCCGCGUCGGCAAGCAGAUCGUCAACGUUCCCUCUUUCGUUGUCCGUCUCGACUCCCAGAAGCACAUCGACUUCGCCCUCACCUCUCCCUUCGGUGGCGGUCGCCCCGGCCGUGUCCGCAGAAAGAAGGCCAAGGCCGCUGAGGGCGGUGAGGCUGCUGAGGAGGAGGAUGAGGAGUAAAUUUGAGGCGCCUAUCUUGGUGGGCUGGGUUUCAGGUGACUAGCAUCGGCUAGUAGGAACACAGGUUUUGGAAGGUCCAUUUUGCCUUAACCUACAUUAUGAUCACGAUGUCCAUGUAGUCAGGGAUCAAAAUGCAUGCACGGUUGGCACUGAAAUAUGUGCCUGGAAGCUAAGAAACCCCCGGAUCUGAAGGCACCACCUUACAAGUCUCAAUUAUACACCAUCUUCUUGUUGCAUGCUCAGAACCGCCACAUUUUGUUUUUGUGAAGCUUCUCAAGUGCCCCGUCUUGGAUGUAUCAGCCGACGUACUCGAGUAAAUUGCUUUCAUGUCUCUGGAUUCCUCUACGUCAUGUUCUAGUUCCGCAGGCUACUCCAGGGGUGCACAAGGUAUGAUCGGUUAGGCACUCUCAAGUUGUGGCACUGUGGUAUCAUUUUUAACAUCAAAAACUGUUAGACAUACUGUUUACUUGUCCCAAGCAUCCGCCUUCUCGCUUGCAGCUAUACCUGCCUCUCCUGUGCAGUAACUGUUCUUGACAAAUGAAUGACAGCAAGCGUAG
This is a messenger RNA of Neurospora crassa OR74A, 1243 nucleotides long. It is a transcript of the gene un-16, whose product is annotated as 40S ribosomal protein S9. Gene Ontology annotation, molecular function: structural constituent of ribosome; rRNA binding. The transcript is spliced from 3 exons. NCBI's taxonomy places the organism in Eukaryota, Fungi, Ascomycota, Sordariomycetes, Sordariales, Sordariaceae. Gene Ontology annotation, biological process: positive regulation of translational fidelity; translation. Gene Ontology annotation, cellular component: cytosolic small ribosomal subunit. Bases 114 to 686 code for a protein of 190 amino acids. The record is from RefSeq and is a predicted model, not a curated record.